Molecule: messenger RNA, 1623 nt
Organism: Adineta ricciae
Lineage: Eukaryota; Metazoa; Rotifera; Eurotatoria; Adinetida; Adinetidae
Source: the annotation of a GenBank genome assembly
AUGUCAGGUUCACCUCCGCUACACUCACACAGUCCGCCAUCAAAUGGAGCUUCAUCAUCAAAUGGCGGCAGCGGAGCGUCGUCAGAGGCCUGUAAUGGAAUAGUUGCCAAUCUUUUAUGUCAUCGGCAACGAACAAAUGGUGAAAGUGAAACAUUUUCCAAAAGAGCGAUUGAAAGUUUGGUCAAAAAAUUGAAAGAUAAGAAAGAUGAACUCGAUGCUUUGGUCACCUCGAUUACUUCCAGUGGACAAAUUCCUACGAAAUGUGUGACAAUCCAAAGAACGCUCGACGGACGAUUGCAGGUUGCCGGUCGGAAAGGCUUUCCACAUGUUAUUUAUGCACGCAUAUGGCGUUGGCCUGACCUACAUAAAAACGAAUUAAAACAUUUGAAAAUUUGUCCACUAGCGUUCGAUCUUAAACAAGAACAUGUCUGUGUAAAUCCAUAUCACUACGAACGAGUUGUUCCUCCUGGAAUUGAUUUAGCCGGAAUGCCACUAGUGCCUCGUUUUCAAAUGUCUGGCCAUGGUGAUCCAUCAUCAUCGAAUGAUCGUGAUAUAUAUCCUACAGCAGAAGGAUAUCGGUAUAUGAAAGAUUAUCGAGAUGAUCAAAAUUCUCCUCAACCAAUGAUGCCAAUGCAACAUCAAGCUCCUGAUACUACUAGUGCAAGUCCACCACAUCCUUACCCAACGAAUGGAUCUGCUGUUUCCAACACCAAUGGUUUUCCACCAACAAGAAUUCCGCAAGAUGGAUCUGUUCCACUGUGGACCCAACCAACACCACCUGCGGUUAAUUUAUGGCAACAACAUUCAUUUGUCCCAACCAAUAGUCUAACUACACCAUCUCUUCAACCAUUGACCUUAAUCAACUACGUUGGAGAAUAUUGGUGUAGCAUUGCUUAUUACGAACGCGAUGUGCAAGUUGGUGAAACAUUCAAAGUGCCUGAUACAUUCAAAGAAGUCACUGUCGAUGGUGGUAUGGAUAUGGCUAAUGUAGGUGGUCGAUUUUGUCUAGGACCAUUAAGUAAUGUUCACCGUACGGAAACGAGCGAAAAAGCACGACUUCAUAUUGGAAAAGGUAUUCGUAUCGAAUGCCGAAAUGAAGGUGACAUAUGGAUCCGAUGUCGAAGUGAUCAAGCUGUUUUUCUUCAAUCGUAUUAUCUCGACCGAGAAGCUGGUCGUGCACCGGGUGAUGCUGUUCAUAAAAUAUACCCUCAAGCGUGUAUUAAAGUUUUUGAUUUACAACAAUGCUUCACACAAAUGGAUCAAUAUGUGAAAAUGGCUCUGCAUUCUCGAAUGCAACAAUCAUCUCUUGCUCAAACGAUGCCACCCUCAGCAAAUUUAAGUGUUGAUGAUAUGCGACGUCUAUGUGUGUUAAGACUUAGUUUUGUUAAAGGAUGGGGACCGGAUUAUCCAAGACAAUCGAUAAAAGAAACGCCGUGUUGGGUCGAAAUUCAAAUUCAUCGUGCUUUACAACUACUCGAUGAUUUAUUCAAUUCAAUCAAUCAUCAAUUGCCAAAUAAUGUAGCCACUGCUUCCUCGUCUUCAUCGACCAUGUCAACGAAUUCACCUCUCAACAGUAAUACUCUCUCCUUAACAUCGAUGAAUAUUGAAGCAACACAUCCGUAA